Molecule: messenger RNA, 3184 nt
Organism: Coffea eugenioides
Lineage: Eukaryota; Viridiplantae; Streptophyta; Magnoliopsida; Gentianales; Rubiaceae
Product: receptor-like protein EIX2
Exons: 3
Coding region: 1-2976 (991 amino acids)
Molecular function (GO): protein binding
Source: RefSeq, a predicted model, not a curated record
AUGAAGCAUCAUCUUCUUUGUACUUCUUCAUCUUUACUACUACUCUUCUUAUUCAGUUUUGUUCCUAUCACCAACCAAUUCCCAUUUGGCAGCAGCAAACAAGCUCAUAAUUAUGCGAAUGUCUCGUGUAUUGAGAAUGAACGACAAGCUCUUCUUCUAUUCAAGCAUGGGUUGAUAGAUGAAUCAAAUCGUCUGUCUUCUUGGAUUGGAGAAGGAUGCUGUUCAUGGGAAGGCAUUAGUUGCCACAAAAUCAGUGGUAGUGUUUUGAAGCUUGAUCUACGCAAUACGGUGCCAUUUCAUGAAGAUGAUGGUGAUCACUGCACAAACUGCUUGGGAGGCCAAUUAAGUCCAUCUUUGGUCAAUUUGACCAGUUUGCGAUAUUUGGACUUGAGCUCAAAUAAUUUUUCAGGAAUCCAAGUUCCUGUAUUCUUUGGAUUGUUGAAAAACUUGAGAUACCUCAAUCUCUCAAGUGCAGGAUUUGAUGGUAAAAUUCCCCACCAUUUAGGAAACCUCUCGCAUUUACGGUAUUUAGAUCUUGCGGGGAAUGAUGGGUUGAGGACUAAGGAUCUCGGGUGGGUUGUUGGACUCUCUUCUCUAGAAGGCCUAGUCCUGUCCGGGGUGAACCUUGCAGCUGCUCAAGAUGGGUUACAGUCAGUUAACAUGUUUCCUUUACUAACAACACUAGACUUGAAUGAUUGUGGUCUUUUCAUUCAUCCUCAUCUUUCGCAGGUCAAUUUCACGUCUCUUGCUUUCCUUGAUCUCGAUUCUAAUGAUUUCAACAACUACACGGUCCCUCCUUGGCUCCGUAAUCUUACUGGCCUCCAUGAUCUUUUUCUUGGUGAUAAUAAUCUUUCUGAUCCAAUUCAUGGCCUGUUUGACCAAAUGACCUCUCUAGUUCAUUUUGAUCUAUAUUCAAACCGCUUUGAUGCUUCAACAUUGAAAUCGCUUUGUAAUGCAAGCAGUCUUACUUAUUUGGAUCUGAGUAAGAAUAAUGUGCAAGGGCCAAUACCAAAUGAAAUAGGCCAACUUGUAAAUCUUGCUUAUUUGGAUCUGAAGGAGAAUAAUGUGCAAGGGUCCAUACCAAGUGAAAUAGGCCAACUUAUAAAUCUUGCUUAUUUGGAUCUGAGCGUGAACAAUGUGCAAGGGUCAAUACCAAGUGAAAUAGGGCAGCUUCAAAAACUAACUAAUCUAUUAUUGCCCCAUAACAGCUUAAAUGGUACCAUACCGACCAAUCUUGGGCAGCUGACGAAGCUACAAGCAUUUGACGUUGGUUACAAUUCAUUAACCGGGGUCCUAUCUGAAGACCAUUUUGCGAAACUCCGAGAGCUGAAGUCACUGGACCUAACCGGAAACUCACUCACUCUGAACGUGAGCUCCUCGUGGGUGCCUCCUUUUCAACUCCAACAAAUUGGGAUGGGAUCCGUCAAUGUGGGACCCAGGUUUCCAGCUUGGCUUCGCACGCAGAAUGAGGUUGAGUGGUUAGACCUGCGGAACGCGAGCAUCUCAGAUGCCAUACCCAGCUGGUUUCGAGUGCUUUGUGAUGAUAUUAUGAUGUUAGAUCUCUCCAGCAACAGCCUAACUGGAAAUCCUUUGGAGUUCAAACAAUUGAAGCAUAGACCAAGUCGUUAUGCUGAGAGAGAGAUAUUUCUAAACUCCAACAAAUUGACUGGAUCUCUCAAAUCAUUUCCGUUGGAUAUUUCAGGUUUAGAUCUUUCACACAAUUUUCUUACUGGACAUAUUCCGCAGCUUGAAGUUGGUCAAACGGUUGUACCUGCGCUGUCGUCUGUCUCACUGAAUGAUAACCGUUUCACGGGUACUAUCCCUGAAGACUUGUGCAAGUUGGAAAAUUUAUAUUUUGUGGAUCUAUCCAACAAUCUUCUGUACGGAAGAGUCCCUCUGUGUCUAGGAAACUUGCAAUACCUGACGGGCCUAAACUUGGCAAAUAACAAUCUAUCCGGUCAAAUUCCGAGUUCACUGGGUAAGUUGGGGUCACUUACUAUGCUGCAUUUGAAUGGAAAUAAAUUCAUUGGGAAGCUCCCUGCCUCAAUGCAGAAUCUGAGCAAUUUGCUAAUUCUUGAUCUCGGUGACAAUGGACUGAAGGAUACUAUACCUGCUUGGAUUGGGGAAAAGUUAUCAAAGUUAACGUUUCUACGAUUUCAGUCAAAUAACUUCCAUGGACCCAUUUCCGAUACACUCUGCCAACUCUCACUUCUUCAAGUGCUGAACUUAGCACAUAAUAACUUGAGUGGAUUUAUUCCUCACUGCUUUAACAACAUUAGUGCCAUGGUAUCAAGGCUACAUGGAGAUGGCGGCGUUGAUUUACAAGAAAGGCUUGAAGACAUUAAGGGAGGAAGAGAACUUGAGUAUGAUGCAUGGAGCCUUUUGCUUGUUAAUUCCGUAAGCCUCUCAGCAAAUAAUUUAGUUGGUGAGAUCCCUGAUGAGAUAAUGGAGCUGGUUCAAUUGCAAGUUUUGAAUCUUUCACAAAAUCAUUUGACUGGAAAGAUCCCUGAUAAGAUUGGCAACUUGAAGCAAAUUGAAACACUCGAUCUAUCAAUGAAUGCACUCUUCGGUGCAAUCCCCGAAAGCUUAUCUGAUUUGUACUCGUUGAACUCUCUGAAUUUGUCACACAAUAAACUUUCAGGGCCAAUACCAUCAGGAAAUCAGCUUCAGACCUUGACCGAUCCAUCCAUCUAUGAAGGAAACAGUGGACUCUGUGGCAAACCGCUCCCAAACAGCUGCUGGGAACACAAAUUGCCUACCAAAAAUAGGCCUAUUGAUGAUGAUGAAGGCCACAGCGAAUCUGAUUGGUCUUGGUUUUAUGCUGGAAUAGGACCGGGUUUUGCUGCCGGGCUGUCGGGAGUCCUGGGAAUCCUUCUCUUCAAGAAGUCAUGGCGCUAUGCAUACUUCAAGUUUAUAGAAAGUGCCUAUGACAAAAUCUGGGUAAAGACUACUCGCCUGAGGAGGAAGUUCCGUUGAGCCCACAAUCAUUCAAGUGCUUGGUGCUGCUGUUGUUUGGCUUUCAGGAUGAGCAAUUUCUCUCUUGCUGCUGUUUUGUAUCAUUAUAUUUUGAGUGCUUGCUGUUUUUUCAGUUCUGUUUGGCAUCUGCUGAUGUAAUGUGAAAAUUAUAUGUCAAUAAAAGUUAUAAUAGUUUGCCUAAAAAAUUGUAUUAUUUUGGUUUGCCUGA